This is a messenger RNA of Strigops habroptila (Kakapo), 5232 nucleotides long. It is a transcript of the gene PHC3, whose product is annotated as polyhomeotic homolog 3. Gene Ontology annotation, molecular function: protein binding; zinc ion binding. The record is from RefSeq and is a predicted model, not a curated record. Lineage: Eukaryota; Metazoa; Chordata; Aves; Psittaciformes; Psittacidae. Gene Ontology annotation, cellular component: nucleus; PRC1 complex. The coding region runs from base 137 to 3091 and encodes 984 amino acids. The transcript has 15 exons.
AUGGCGGCGGAGGCCGUCACGUGCCCGGCGCCGGCGGCACCCCGCGCGCCUGCGCGGCACCUCCCCGGAGGGAGGCGAGAAGAUGGCGGAAGCGGAGUGAGCGCCUUGUCCGAGGCUGGACGAACACUGCACAGCUAUGGAGAAUGAACCAAACACAACAACAUGUUCUGCAUCUACAACUACUAUCACUACCACCUCCACUUCCCGGACACAGCUACCGCAGAUAUCAGUCUACAGUGGCUCUGACAGGCAUGCUGUCCAGGUUAUUCAGCAGGCCUUGCAUCGUCCUCCUAGCUCAGCUGCUCAGUACCUCCAGCAGAUGUAUGCAGCCCAACAGCAGCAUCUAAUGCUGCAGACUGCUGCUUUGCAGCAGCAGCAUUUAAGCAGUACCCAAUUCCAGAGUCUGGCAACUGUACCACAGGCAAGCCUGUCAGGUGGGAGGCAAUGUACUUCCCCCACUGGGAAUGUCACUCAGCAGUCAAGCAUGUCGCAGACCUCGAUUAACCUCUCCACCUCUCCUACACCUGCACAGAUAAUAAGCCGUUCACAGACCUCCAACACCACCAGCAGCAGUAUUACCCAACAGACUAUGUUGCUGGGGAGCACCUCUCCAACCCUGAGUGCAAGCCAGGCUCAAAUGUAUCUACGAGCUCAAAUGCUCAUUUUCACUCCUGCGACCACUGUGGCUGCUGUCCAAUCUGACAUUCCUGUUGUGUCAUCAUCUUCCUCAUCUUCCUGUCAGUCUGCAGCUACUCAGGUUCAGAACUUGACACUGCGUAGUCAGAAGUUGGGUGUAUUGUCAAGUUCACAGAAUGGCCCACCAAAGAGCAGCAGUCAAACUCAGUCGUUGUCUCUGUGCCCUAAUAAACCUGUAACCAGUUCCAAGGGCAGCCAACCAGAUCCCUCAGAAAGCAAUAGAAAAGGCGAGAGCCCAACUCCGGAGUGUCGGAGUACACCAGUCACACGGACAUCAAGCAUACAUCACUUAAUAACACCAGCUUCAUAUUCUCCAUUGCAACCUCAUUCUCUAGUAAAACAUCAGCAGAUCCCACUUCACUCACCAUCUCCAAAGAUUUCUCAUCAUCAGCUGAUAUUGCAACAACAGCAGCAAGUCCAGCCUAUAGCACUUCAGACUCAUUCGGGUCAGGAGCCCCCUCCAUCGCAGCACUGUCUACCACUCCCAAGCCAUGGUCUUCCUCCAGGUCCCAGCAGUGUGCAGUCUCAUUGCUCACCUAUUCACAUGCAUCCUCCACCUCUAACACUAUCUCCUACUCCAUCCCAGUCAGCUCAGCAGUCGGUAGUGGUGUCCCCUCCACCUUCUCACUCCCCUAGUCAAUCGCCCACGAUAAUUAUUCACCCUCAAGCACUUAUUCAAUCACAGGCAAACUCCCUUGUGCCAGCAGCAAUUCAGCCAGAGCAGACUGCUCCUCAGCAAACUACUGCCAAUCCAGUUCGACCAAUUGCACAGCCACUUAAUCUUCCAUCACAUCUUCCACUUCCAUCUUCCCCCGCUGUACAUAUAGCGUCAGUAGAUCAGCCCAGCUUAGUUUCCCCAGGCCAACAGAUCGUGUCCUCGACACCGCACCAGCAAUAUCCAGCCUUGCAGUCUGCACCCAUCCCUCUUGCAGCUCCUCCUCAGCUUUCAACAUCUUCAGCCCAAAUUCAACAACUGCCGUUGCAGUCUGUGCAGUCUUUACAAGUGCAGCCUGAAAUUCUGUCCCAGGGCCAGGUUUUGGUUCAAAACACUUUGGUUUCUGAGGAAGAACUUCCUGCUGCAGAAGCUUUGGUACAGCUGCCAUUUCAAACUCUUCCACCACCACAGACUGUUGCAGUAAAUCUUCAGGUGCAACCAUCAGUACCAAUUCAAUCUCCAGUGAUUUACCAAGUGGAGAAUGUAUGUGAAGAAGAGAUGCCUGAGGAAUCAGAUUGUGUCCACAUGGCUAGAACACCUACGCCACCCACUUUGUCUCCACCAGCCGUAAACUUGGGGAAUGGAGAGGCACUUAAUUCAGAAGAUCCAUUGUCAGAACACGGGGGACUACCUUCGGUGACGUCAUCCGUCAGUGCCUCAGUAAUUAAAUCUCCGUCUGAUCCUUCACAUGCUUCUAUUCCACCACCACCUCUUUUGCUUCCAGCAGCAACAACAAGAAGCAACAGCACAUCAAUGCCCAAUAGCAUUCCUAGUCUAGAAAAUAAACCUCCACAGGCUAUUGUUAAACCACAGAUCCUGACCCAUGUUAUUGAAGGCUUUGUGAUUCAGGAGGGGCUAGAGCCAUUCCCUGUAAGUCGUUCAUCUUUGCUGGUAGAACAGCCUGCAGAAAAAAGAUUGCUAGUGGAGGGUCAGAUCAUGAGUGUUGUGUGUGUUGAAUCAGACUUGCAGAAUACAAAACAUGCAGACAACUCAUCGGACACAGAGAUAGAGGAUAUGAUUGCAGAAGAGGGACUGGAUGAAAUUGAAAAUGAUCUUCUGAAGUGUGAAUUUUGCGGGAAAAUGGGAUACUCCAAUAAGUUUCUACGGUCAAAAAGAUUCUGUUCCACAUCCUGUGCCAAAAGGCACAGCCUUAGUUGCACUAAGAAAUUUGGGCUGUUUACAUCAGACAAGACCAGUCGCUGGAAUCGGAAAUCAGAUAGCCAAAGUCUUGGGCGACGCGGGCGUCGACCGAGUGGCCCUGACGGGGCGUCACGAGAUCAUUUUCUUAGACAGCUUCCAAUUACUUAUCCAUCCCCAGAAGAAGAUAUGGCUCCUCAUGAAGAUGCUGUUCCAGCUGCCAUGACCACCCGUCUGCGAAGACAGAGUGAAAGAGAGAGAGAACGUGAACUUAGGGAACUAAGAAUUAGGAAAAUGCCAGAGAGCAUUGACUUGUUACCAGUGGUGCAAGCUGACCCAUCAGUAUGGACUGUUGAUGAAGUUUGGGCCUUUAUACAUUCUUUGCCUGGUUGUCAAGAUAUUGCGGAUGAAUUUAGAGCACAAGAAAUUGAUGGACAAGCUCUCCUCUUGUUGAAGGAGGAUCACCUUAUGAGUGCAAUGAAUAUUAAGCUUGGACCUGCAUUGAAAAUCUGUGCACGUAUCAAUUCAUUGAAAGAAUCCUAAGGGGUGAACAUGAAGGUUUAAACAACAGUUUCUCAGUGACAGAACUGACAGUAAUACGCCAACAUCUUCACUGUGGCAUGAGUGUUACUGUGAUGUUUUGUUAAAUAUAUGGGCGUUUCCCCACAUAAAGACUUUAAAAUGUUCUUUUGAUUAUACCAGGUAGUCCUCUGUAGUUUCCAACAAUUAAUAGGUUCAUGGUAAAGCCUGAGUAAUACUUUGAGUUGAAGUGGUAGUUCAUGGAAAAACAUGAAGUGAAAUAUGCUGUGAUAGGUUAAAUAUUCCCCAACAUGUACUUCAUAAGUUUAACACCCCAGCACCCACCCCACCCUAAACACCAUGUAAAUUGUGUUGCUGUAUUCUGAAAGAUUUUUGCCACAUACAGCAGGUUUUGGACUGAAAUAACAGACGUGUCCACAGACCCUGUGGAAGCACUAAUAACGGUAAAAUGCUAUGCAUUUAGUUGUUUCUUUUAGUCUUGAGCAAAUUGUAAGGGGUAGGUUGGCAGCUAGUUUUCCUUGUAUAGGCUUACCCUCAUCUCUGCCACUGUAGUAUUUUCCUGAAGUCUGGAAAUACUAUAAACCAUGUAGAUGCCUCAUCAAAAUCCUCAUCAUCAGGCUACUGAAAUGCAAUGGCUUGACACUCUUUCCAGAGGUAACUGAAGCACAUGUUACUUUACUCUUUGUAUGCUGCUAUGCACUAAGAGGGCAUUAAGUUGUUAGGUUUGUAGUUCUGCAUGCUGCUAGUUAAACUAGACCAGCAGUUCUCAAAUGGGGGUUCAGAGUGGAUCCUGAGAAGGCGUGAGAAUACUCAGGGUUCAGAUUCCCAAAUGCCUAGGUGUGACCGGCUGAAAACUGCAGUCAGAACUAGCUCAUGUUGAGACAAGUGUACUUCAAAGACUGGAGGUAGAGAAGGGAUGGCAUAGCUCAGAUGCUCUUUUUCUUGAUACCUCUUCUAACUUGUCUUUCUCUGUAGUGCAUUCCCAUUGCCUCACUGGAAGCUUCCAAGCACCUUUUAUUUGUCCACUGGCCAGCGUGAGCUGGGCUUGCAGUAGUCUGAGGAAGGAGCAUGGUGAGUUGCUCACUGAGGUCCCUUCAGAGCUGGGUGUAGGAGUGGCUGCUGCUGCAGUGAGGGAGCCUGGAGCUGUGGGUCAGCAGGAGGAGUGCUGCCUCUAGGCAGCUCUGGGGGAAAUCUCUAGGGGCCCUGCUUUGUCCCUCUAGCAGCAGAUUUCAGUUUCAGUGCUGCAGCCCCAGGCAGUGGGAUUUUAGUGUCUCCAUCUUCCCUCUCUCUCACACGCUGUGUUAAAAGUAUUUCCCCAGUUACUGACACUCUCAGAAGCUGCUUGGGCUCUGAGGCAGCAGCACCUUCUCAGCCUUUGCUUCUCAUCACCUGUGUAUGGAUGUCCAUGGAUGUACUUUGUACCUUCUUUUCCCUCCCUUUUGCAGCUCUGCUCCCCUUAUGUACAGACCAAGAUCCCUAAGCUCUUGUACAAGGAAAGAAGGGCACAUGUGCUGAUAAAGUUGUUGUGUAUAUUUGAAUUAAAUAUGUGUAUGUGUCUGCAAAUAAUGUACUUUGUAUUUUAUGCAAAUUAAUGCAUAAUAUAUGACUGUGUAGGGAGACAUUCAGGGUGACUGUAAAGUAUUCUUGAAAAAGAGUAACUGAUCUAAAGUUUGAGAACUGCUGACCUAGAUCAAAAGGAGUCAAUGCACAUACACUGGCUGAAAGGAAGGUUUAUGGCAGGUAGAUUAAUAUGUAUAUUAUUUAACUGAUGACGUUAAAGAGUAAAUUGGGAUUACAGAAAAAUCUGUGCUUCAUUUUCCUUUAGGCUCUUGCUUUGUUUCUACUAACAGACUUUCUACUGAUAUCUUCCAGAGAUAAACAUUAGAAUCAUUGGGUUUAAUUACAACUGUUUGAGCUUACUAAUAGCAGAUGUUAUUUUUAUUAACCACUGAAGCUCCAAGUUAGGACAACCCAUUGCUGUUACGUGCUAAUAUGUGGUGAGAGCCCUUAUCCAAAUGGCACCAAAGGCUGUAGAGAACUAAUUGAUGUCUGGGUUUAUUUUGGAGGGAAGUUGCUAAGCACUUUCUAAUUUGUUUUCUCUGUCUUCAGUUACUGUUGUAAAAUAAACUUCGUAGUUGAAGGUU